GGCGAUACUGUUUGUUUAGCAGUCUGGCCACUGUGAUCGACAGAAACACACGAGUGUUAGCACUAUUGCCUUAAAUAGAGUACACCGUUAUCUUGAGGAAGGAAAUUGAUAAAUUCUACAAUGGCUUCUGGGGCAACUACGUCAGCGCCAGUACCAUCGGCAAAUGCGGGUCCGUUACUUCUGGGUCCAGAAAAUACCAUCUUGGAUUGCCCGUUCUGCCAUCACCAAAUCAAGACCGCCGUGCAGUACACCAAUAACUCGGGGACGCACAUCGCAGCCGCCUUGUGGGGCCGAAUUUGCUUCCUCUGCUGUAUCCCCUACUGCGGGGAGUCUGCCAAGAACGCGGACCACUACUGCCCUAACUGCGCCAAAUACCUCGGAACUUAUCGUAGAUAAAUAUGUACCAAAAACUUUUUAAAGACUAGGUAAUAAGUACUUACCUAUACAUAGUUUAAGAAUUUACUUAACAUUUAAUUAUAAUAAAUAAGUACAAUGUUGUUAAAUCAUGCUGCAUUUUAAUUAUGAUUGAUUGUACUUUUAAUAUUCCUAUUUUUUGUAAUUUGCUCGCGAAUAUACUUAUGCGUGUUUUCUUGCAUUUUCGAUUUACUAUUUUUUGUAUUUGAUAGACAUAGUUUUAAUUCUAAUCAUCAGAUCAGAGUGGAUCCAAGUAGUGUAUAACCAGAAUGUACUUAAAAAGGGAUAAGUUAGAUCCUCAUAAAGUUCUUACAAUUCACGAAGGCGAGUGAGCUUUACAUGUUUAGUGGCUCGCUCGCUACUGUUCGUUUGUCAAAAGUUUUGAUAGACAUUACACUAUGUGUAUGUAUACGUACACACACAAGUAAUUAUAUAAGUAAAGCUCACUCGCCUUCGUGAGUUGCAAGAACUAUACCUAGUUUUUUAAGCUAUGUGCCAAAUAUGUACAAAUACUGGAAAGCUAACGUUUCAUUUUCUUAAAUCUCAAUGAUAAUAACAAUACUCCGAUUUAAUUAGAAACGAAGUCUGUGUUAAAACAUGUUUUGUAAGUGCUCGCUUGAGUGUUCGGUUAUUAAAUUACUUUCAUAGCUUAUGUGUUUGCUAUGACUAUGUACUUAUAAUGGUAAUGUUGUUAUUACUUACUAUAAAUAUAAAUAAAACAUAGUUUCCCUGA
Molecule: messenger RNA, 1147 nt
Organism: Ostrinia nubilalis (European corn borer)
Lineage: Eukaryota; Metazoa; Arthropoda; Insecta; Lepidoptera; Crambidae
Product: lipopolysaccharide-induced tumor necrosis factor-alpha factor homolog
Exons: 4
Coding region: 121-396 (91 amino acids)
Molecular function (GO): zinc ion binding
Source: RefSeq, a predicted model, not a curated record